AUGCCACUUCCUCGUUCAGCUAAAGAAGCAGUAGCGAACGAUAGUGAAUGUAGUAGUUUAUUUUCUACAGAAGAUCCAGAAAAAAUAUUUGUUGAUUUACGAGAAAUUGGUCAUGGAAAUUUUGGAGCUGUUUAUUAUGCUCGUAAUUCUGAAACAAAUGAAAUUGUUGCUAUUAAAAAAAUGUCUACAGGGCGAAAACAAAAUGCUGAAACAUGGCAAGAUAUUUUAAAAGAAAUUCGUUUUUUACGUGAACUUAAUCAUCGUCAUUGUAUAGCUUAUCGUGGAUGUUAUUUAAAAGACUAUACGACAUGGCUUGCUAUGGAAUAUUGUCUUGGUUCAGCAGCUGAUAUUAUUGAAGUUCAUAAAAAACCUUUAGCUGAAGGUGAAAUAGCUACAAUUGUAUGUGAUACUUUAUCUGCGCUUGAUUAUCUUCAUUCAAUGCAUCGAAUACAUCGUGAUAUAAAAGCAGGAAAUAUUUUAUUAACUGAACAUGCUAUUGUCAAAUUAGCUGAUUUUGGUUCCGCUUCAUUUACCAGUCCAGCAAAUAGUUUUGUCGGUACUCCCUAUUGGAUAGCGCCAGAAGUUAUUUUAGCUAUGGAAAAUGGUCAAUAUGAUGGAAAAGUUGAUAUAUGGUCACUUGGAAUAACUUGUAUUGAACUAGAAAAAGAAAACUUUUUAGCUGAACGUAAACCACCUUUAUUCAAUAUGAAUCCAAUGUCAGCACUUUAUCAUAUAGCACAAAAUGAAGCACCAACAUUAAUGAUGAAUAAUGAAAAUCAAUCAUAUACAAAUGAUUUUAUUUCAUUUAUAGCAAUGUGUUUAAAAAAGAAUCCAAUUGAACGACCAUCAGCUAAAGAACUUCUAAAUACAAUAUUUAUUACAAUUAGAAGUAAACGUGAAAUUCUAAUAGAAUUAAUUCGACGUACAAAAGACGCUGUUAAAGAAUUUGAUAAUAUACGUUAUCGUCGAAUGAAAAAAGUUUUAUUGGAACAUGAAGAACAAAAUAGUUCAAAUUUAAAUUUUCAUCAAUCAACUGACGCUAUUAAUAUGGAUAUAGACAGCACAGCUAAUACUCAAAAUGAACUAUUUGAUGAUCACACAUUAGAUGAUGAUGAUACCCAAAGUGUCGAUUUUGUAUCUAGAAGUAAUGAACUUCAUCCAGGUGAUGAUGAAAGUUUGCAUUCAAGUCGUUCAAGUCUUCAACAAUUACCAUCAACUAUACAUAAAGGUUUCUUAUCUCGACAGUUGCCAUCAAUAGCAGCAACAACUCAACCAAUACAUAAUCCAAUUUAUACUGGCAUGCCAUUAAGUAUGAAUAAUCCUAAUCGACGAUUUACACCUAUAGAUACAGGUUCAACUUCACAUAUUAAUCAGUUAUCAUCAUCAUCAUCAUCACAAAUGAAUAGUAAUGAAUCAACUACUGUUCAGAUGAGAAGAAAUUCAAUGGCUAUUGAUCGUCCAUUAUCGCAUCAACGUCAACGUAAUCAUUUACCUAGAAACGAAUUUUCUACUAUAAAAACUUCACGAAUUGUUAUACGUGAACAACGUGAACAUGAUCAAGAUGAUCAACAACUUGAACAAUUUCGUGGUUAUAAACGAAUGAGACGUCAACAUCAAAAACAAUUAAAACAGUUGGAAGAACGUUGUCGUAAUGAAAAAAUGGAAUUACGUUCGAAACUUGAACGUGAAUACAAUACAUUUCAAGAACAAAUUACUGUUGAAAAUAAUCGUUUAUUAGAAAAACAUCGUAAAGAAUUAGCUGAUCGAGUUAAAUAUAAUCAAAAUCAUAUAAGAAAAUUUGAACGUGAACAAGAAGAUACUUUUGAUGAUGAACUUAGACGUUUUCAACAAGAACAAAUCAAACAAUAUAAAAUAAAAAAAGAUACAUUUAAAAAAGAGAUUUCCAGUUCAUCAGCUCGACCAAAACAUGAAAAAGAAGAUGAAAUUCGUCGAUUAAAAGAUGAUUUACAAUUAAAAUUACGUAAUGAUGAACAAACAUUAAAAUCACAAUUAAAUCAUGAUCAGACUAUUCGAAGAUUACAAUUAAAACGUCGAAAAUUAUUAUUAUUACAUAUUCUUGAACAAAAAUUAAUUCAAGAAAAAUGUACAAGAAGUAUGGAUACAAUUGUACAACGACAUUCAUUACUUAAAAAACAUCAUGAAUUAACAAAAGAAAUUGAACUUAAACAAUUAGCUAGUUUACAUAAAAUGCGAAAUGAAUUUACUCAUAAACAACAUCUAACAGAAAUUCUUAAUUUCAAUGAAUAUAGUAAUCGUCGUCAAAAAGAAUUACUUAAACGACAUGCAUUAAGUCAAAAACAAUUUCCAAAAAAUAUUAAAAUAAAACAAGCUGAAAUCAAACGUCAACAUAAAGAAGCAUAUAAUAUACAAACUCGUCAAUAUAAAGCAUUAAAAGAAAAUAUUCGUCUUGAAUAUGUUCAUGCAACUACAAGUCAAUCACGUGAUGAACUUGAAUUGAAAUUAAAAACUAUGAAAGAUGAUCAACGACGAAAAUUUGAUGUACUUUAUCAGCGAUAUGAAGAAGCUGUACAAAAAAUGCUUGAUCAACAAAAUAUAAAACUUAAUUCUGAUCAAGAACGAGAACGUAAUUCAUUGAAAGCAAUACUUGAUGAAGAUCAACGAAGUUUACUUAGUUUACAAGAAGAAAGUCGUCUUAGAAUGGAACAACAACAUUCAGAUGAAAGAAAACAAUUAGAACGAAAUAUUGAAGAACGAUCGAAAAAACUUUCUGAACAGAUGGAACUUGAAUUAACUGAAUAUAAUGAAGAUCGUAAUCGACAGUUUACCUUACUUUUGGAAAAACAACGUUUUGAAUUAUCUCAAACAGAUAAUGAAAUAACAAAUUUAGGUAUUAAUGUUACUGAUUUAGCUGAAACUAUUCAAAAUAUUCAUUUUUUUGCUGCUAAUCCAUCUGGUCAUUUAUCUUCACAAGAUAGACAAUUAUUAUCAGCUAAUAAUCGUGCAUCAAUGAUUAGUUUACAACGUUCAUAUAGUUCAAAUUCUUUUGCAUCAAAUACAACGAAUGGUAGUGGAACAGCUACACAUAAGUAA
Messenger RNA from Adineta steineri, 3072 nucleotides. The record is from the annotation of a GenBank genome assembly. Lineage: Eukaryota; Metazoa; Rotifera; Eurotatoria; Adinetida; Adinetidae.